Molecule: messenger RNA, 2183 nt
Organism: Pogona vitticeps (central bearded dragon)
Lineage: Eukaryota; Metazoa; Chordata; Lepidosauria; Squamata; Agamidae
Gene: FANCC
Product: FA complementation group C
Biological process (GO): cellular response to oxidative stress; interstrand cross-link repair; nucleotide-excision repair
Cellular component (GO): Fanconi anaemia nuclear complex
Source: RefSeq, a predicted model, not a curated record
AGCAGCUACGGAGGGAGGUUCUGGAGCUUUACCCUCGACAUGCUUAUUCUUCAGGGAAAGGGGAAGAGGCUUACGAAGUAUUAAAGUGACAAGAUGGCUGAAGAAGCUAGGAUCACUAAAUUAAGCUUCGAGUUUUGGCUGCACAAGACUCUCAAGUGGGGUCAGAGCACCACUUCAGAAUCUCAGCAAGAUGUCUGCCUUCACUUGCCUGAAUUACAGGAAUUUCUACUGCAGAUUUAUGGAGUUUUGAAACAUAUGAGCUGCAGUACUGCUAUCCAAGAGUUUCCAUUAAUUGGUCAGCUUUUGGGAAGGCUUUGUUGGAAUCCCUUUGUUGUUGGCUAUGAUGAAUGCCAGAAGAUUCUAAUGUGGUGCUUAUGUUGUCUGUACAGUGGUGAACCACAGAACCCUGUGGAAUUGAAGGCCAACAGCUGGAUACAAAGUUCAUUGUGCUAUCUGCUCUCAUUUUUUGGAUUGGGAUACCAAGACACAGAUAUUAACAACUUUAUUUCAACUCUUGGCUUUACUUCAGCAGAUUACUAUUCUAAACUCCUCGAAAAUGUAGUCUUAUCUUUAGUGACAGAACUCAGCAGAAGUCAUAGAUGUAAUAGCCAACAAAGCAUCUCUUCCCGAGUAACAUCCAUGUCUUUUCUCUGCAUACCUCUUAUUACUUUGCCUGAUGUCACACCACUACUUGAAUCUCUUCUUAGCUAUUAUGAUGAUGGAUCAAAGGAGGUUCUUCAUUCUCUAUUUUUAGAAAGAGUGAACGAGGCCAUAUUAGAAGAAAAGAUUUCUUUGCCCAAAUCUGUGGUGAUGCAGUUGUGGCUUCGUCAUCUUCCUAGUUUGGAGAAAGCAGUGCUGAAAUAUAUCAAAAAAUUAAUCACCAGUCAGCCAAGUUCAGUGCAAGAGAUGGUGUGUCUGAUAAAAGGCUCCUUAUUGUAUCAAGCUACAUGCCACCCAGCUAUAUUCAGAACGACUGAUGAAAUUUUAAAGAAUGUUCUGCUAGAAACUGAUGGAGCACCAGAAGUAAUGAUUGUAAUGCAGGUGUUUACACAGUGCUUUGUUCAAGCGUAUUAUGAGAGUAAUGAACAGUGUAAGUUUCCACUGAAGGCUUACUUUCCUCAUCACCCACAUUCACUUGUGAUGGCUUUGCUUAAACAACCUUCAGAUUUGACAGGUCAUGGACUACAUCAACAUUUGAAAUGUAUUGCUGAAAUUCUCAAAACAGUGGAAGCCAGGGGCAUCCGAUCUUGUGAUGACCUCUUUGAUACCUGGUUUUUAUUCGUUCAUUUUGGAGAAUGGGCUGAUACUGCGGCAGAACAGUUGCUGGUGUCACCAGCUGAAUCAUCUGAUGCUUUUCUGUGGCUUUUGGCAUUUUACUAUAAUCCAAGUAAUGAGAACCAACAGAGGACUGAAACAAUGGUUGAAGCAAGAUCUGUAUAUGAUCAGCUAAUAGUCCUGUCAAAAGCUUCAGCCAUUUCCAUCACAGAUCUGCAGACUAUAUUUAACAGCAAAAUAAAUGUUCGACAACCUGGUACCAAACAGCUGCUUAUGCACCUGAUUAUCAGCUUUCUACUCUUUACCCAUAAUGGAAACACAAUAUCUCGAGAAUUUGCCAAUCUUGCAGUGAGAGACAACAAUAUUGCAGAAAUUACUGGUCUUCUUAUUCGCCUUUCGAAUAGAAUAAGCCAACUUGGAGUGAGAUACCAAAGGAUUCUAGCGCUAGCAAAUGAUCUCCUUCAGAAACUAAAAUGUGGACUUUAGUAAUAUUCAGUUUGGCCCAAUAAUCACAGUAACUAAUCAGAAUUGCUGAAUGGAUGGAGCUUUCCCAUUAGGCAUUUUCUUCCUGAAGUGUGAAAGAUGUAUCAUUAGCAACUUGAAGCCUGAAAUGUUGGGGAGGGGUGCUCCUCCCAUUCAAACCUCAAGCUACACCUGCUGUCUCAUUAUUUGUAUAAACAGUAAGUAAGAAAUAUUGUGAAAAACUUUGUUAAUGAUCUGAUGGUAACAAGUGGUAUUUUACUCUAAUUUCCUCACUGUGCACACUGAGUAGGAUGUAGCCAUAACCUAGUGCCAGCCAUGUCUAGGUCUUACCAUCUAAAAUGCAGCACAAAGUGAGAACCCAUAUAAUUUGCACUGAAAGCUUUUCCUUAUGUUUUUCAAUGGUAUUAAAUUUAAGUGCUCUGUCA